This is a messenger RNA of Anopheles moucheti, 579 nucleotides long. RefSeq lists its product as uncharacterized. The record is from RefSeq and is a predicted model, not a curated record. Lineage: Eukaryota; Metazoa; Arthropoda; Insecta; Diptera; Culicidae. The transcript has 2 exons. The coding region runs from base 1 to 579 and encodes 192 amino acids.
AUGAGUUACUUGAUCAUUUGUGUUGGUUUAAUUUCGCUGAUGAAAGAUGUACCAAAAACCUGUGCCGAAAAUUCUUCGUAUUCUAUUUCCGUUAGAAAAUAUGUUUGCAUCGAUAUGCCGUACAAAGAAACGAUACUUCACUCCUGCAAAAGUAUUCCGCGAAGAAACGCGCCUACGAUGGUUUAUGUGUCUUUAGAAGUCCCAAAAUUAUACGAUCAAGUUAAAUUGAAAGUGGUAAUGUUCUACAAGUUCAGUACUUAUCAACCAUUCCUCAUUACUAUCGAGGGAAACGCUUGUGAAUACAUUCGGCAUCCGCCACAAUUUGGCGUAGAAAAGCACGUGUACAAUAUUAUUGAAGAAACACUACCAGAGCUGGUAGAACCUUGUCCCGGGGGUAAUCGAACCUACAACAUUACUUGGUACUUUCAUAAAAGACAUGCGUUGAAGAACGUUCCAGCAGGGCAAUACAAACUGCGAUUCAAACUGAUAUCAUCACUUACAAGCAACACCUUAUUUGGAAUGGAUGUAUUUAUCACAGUUCGUAAUACCGGAAUCAUUUCCAGUUUUAUGACCGAGUAA